CUAUCAAUAGAUUUGAUUGUUCCUCUCAUUUCCCAAGAGAAAGACGAAUACUAUUACAGCAUGAAGAAGAAAUCCAAGAGCAAAACCAACCGAAAGGAAAGUUCCGAAGUGGAUACAAUGGAUUCUCCCGUGGCCGAAGAAUCAACACCCAUAGAAGACAAGCUCGAACGAGGAAAUCCAAACGUUGAAGAUGGCAACGCCGAAACUUCUAUUUUCUCCACGAGCGAUGGAAAGUAUCGGAACAAACAGCGAUGCUUAGUCCUUUGUCUUCGAGGUGCUACUGCUCGUUACCGUCAUCUAUUAGAGGACUUGCGUACACUGUUACCGCAUCACAAGAAGGAAUCUAAACUUGACUCGGGAAAAGGCGGCGCUGCGACGGCUGUCAACGAUAUCGCACAGAUCAGGGGCUGCAAUACCGUUUUAUUCAUGGAGUGCCGCAAACGCCAGGAUGCUUACCUGUGGCUUGGUCGAACUGGUGAUAAUCAUGGGCCAUCGGCCAAGUUUCAUCUUACAAACGUUCAUACGAUGGACGAACUUCGCCUCACGGGGAACUGCAUGAAGGGAAGUCGCCCGAUCUUGACAUUUGAUGAGUCCUUCGAGAAACAUGGUCAUCUUAAACUUUUGAAGUCGCUCUUCACUGAUGUCUUUGGAACACCAAGGGGUCAUCCGAAGAGUAAACCUUUUGUGGACAGAGUUAUGGCGUUUUAUUAUGCUGACAAAAAGGUACGUUUUUGGAAAUGUUCCCCACUGUGCGCCGAAGGCGAGCGAGGUGGAUCAUGUGUGUUGUAACGAGAGUCACUGAUUACACAAAAUGAUGAGCGUAUGUCAGACCUUCGGGGAUGAGAAAAAACAUCAUGUAUUAGACUACGAUGGAAUGAGACUUGAAACAAAGCAAUACAUUUGGAUCUUUUGCAACUCCAUUGCAUCAUUUUGUGGAUUUCUCACUUAUCGGGUGCCCCUUUCUCCCCUUCCAUUUGAUUUUCACUCUGUAAUCGUAGAUAUGGGUACGAAACUACCAAAUAGUGGAAGAACAACCCACGAAUGCACUGGAGGCUCACCAAGCAAAGAAACUGUCGGGACAAGAAGAAAGCACGUCCCUAGUCGAAAUUGGACCUAGAUUUGUUCUCAAUCCUAUUCGAAUCUUCAGGGGUUCAUUUGGUGGCCAAACAUUAUUCCAAAAUCCAGACUUCGUUUCGCCCAACGAAAUUCGCGCGGUUGAGAAAAAACGGAAAGGGCGUUCCUAUGAACUAAGGAAAGAAAGCCAGAAAAUGCGCAAAAGUCGACAGGAAGACUAUGUUCUGCCUGAGGAUCCUUUGAAUUCUGUUUUCCGAUAAAAUUAGAAUUCAGUUAACGACAUUUAUUGAUUCAAAAUGACUUUUGGAUCUACAUUUUGUUCCACCAUUCCUGCUAGUUUCGACCGAUUCCCGAUGUGGAACGCUUGAUGCAUAAACUUAGCAAAUUCGA
Molecule: messenger RNA, 1464 nt
Organism: Pseudo-nitzschia multistriata
Lineage: Eukaryota; Bacillariophyta; Bacillariophyceae; Bacillariales; Bacillariaceae
Source: the annotation of a GenBank genome assembly